AGUUAGAACAUGUAGGCACUGAGUUGGUAGAAUUAGAGCAUGUAAAUGCUGAUUUAGAGAUGAUAGAAUCAGAGUAUUUAGAGGUAGAAUCUAGUAGUUAUGUAGCUAGCACAGAUGAUUCAAAUGUUAGUGAG
Dentiscutata erythropus is the source of this 134-nucleotide messenger RNA. The record is from the annotation of a GenBank genome assembly. Lineage: Eukaryota; Fungi; Glomeromycota; Glomeromycetes; Diversisporales; Gigasporaceae.